This is a messenger RNA of Amborella trichopoda, 4457 nucleotides long. Its product is annotated as Transducin/WD40 repeat-like superfamily protein. The record is from RefSeq and is a predicted model, not a curated record. Gene Ontology annotation, molecular function: protein binding. Lineage: Eukaryota; Viridiplantae; Streptophyta; Magnoliopsida; Amborellales; Amborellaceae.
AGCGAGAAGCUUUUGUGAUUUUGAGAGAGAGAGGGUGUUAAAAAAAAUUGAGGUUUUACGGGUACAACAGAUAUUGAAACGAAAGGAAAGACAUUUACUUGUUGUUAUCUCUGCAACACAGUCAUGGGUUCGCAUCAGCGUUCAUGGGGGGCCACCAUUUGGACCCUUCCGUCACCCCUCACGGGUUUCCUAUCCAUUAUUCUUAUUCUCCCUCUUCUUCAUCUCCUCUCUCAUCCUAUCUACCUGAGAAAUCUGCAAAUUUGUUCAUCUUUUCUAUCAAUAAACCAUCCAUGGAAGAACAGAAGAACCCCAUUUAUCACACUGAACUUUCUCGUUCGUCGGAGCCUUCAAAACCCAGUUCUUCACGCCAACCCCCACCCUCCUGUGAACACAACUUUCACUCGGUUCAGGUCCUGGUCUCAAUUGUGAGCACCUACAUUGCCCAGUUCCUCAAUGAUUUCGAGAAGAUACACUCUCUUCAAGUAAACUUCUUUUCGGGAAUUGCUUCUUCGAAGAAACCAGUUUUCUUUGAGUUCUCGGACCAAGCAAUUCUCGCAAACCUCUAUUGGGGAGUUCAGGCAUUGGAAAAAGCAUUACCCUCUAAGAACAAUGGAGUUAGAAUUUCUAAAUUGAGAAAUGCAGAAAAAUUGCUUCAAGUUCCAGCUUUAAUUGAUGAACAUGGAACAACAAAUGGGGUCUCCAACCGAUACAUCGUGGCUUAUGCUUAUUUUUAUCUCUCUAUGGUUUGGAAGCUUCAAAGAGAUGAAUGGCAAAUGACUCAUCACUUACUUCAUGCCUUUUUAGUUAAUCCUGGCUUGGUUCGCAAGGAAAUUCUACCUGAAUUGUGGGAGAAACUAUUUUUCCCUCACAUAAAUGAUACAAGAAAUGGUGAAGUUUUGGAUGAGAGAGAAAGGGUUUCUCCAGAGUUGGAUGAUGAUUUGAUUGAUGAAAAAACAAGGUGGGUUGCUAGGAGAUAUAAGGAUUUAUUAAUGUAUCACUGUGUCGUGGCAUAUGGAGGGACUCCCCAACCAUUAAGUGGAUUCAGUCGAGGGGAUGAAUGUCAACAUUCGGAUUUAUUUGAGAGAGAGGAUGCGGGACUGCUUCACUAUGAGGAUAAGGGGGUCUAUCCUCUCGGUACUUGUGGAAAUAUAAAUGAAGAAUACCAUUGUCAAUCUGCAGCUGCCGACUUUUCUUCUUCUAAAACUGAUUUUCGUAACUUGGGGAAUGAACGAUCAUUUUGUUCAAAGGUGGCUACAGUCUUCUCUGAAAUUGAUACAAGUCUGAAAGUCAAAUGCCUCCAAGAUUUCCUGAGGAGUUGCCAAUCGAAUACAUUUCCAUAUGAUACACUAAGUGCUUCCUCAGAAGGUGGUGAUAAGGUGGCAAUGUCGCAUCAUGGUGGAAGCUCACUAGAGAUUUUAACUACAUAUGCAGAAGAAGUUGGGGCUAAAUUUCGUGCAGGUGCAGGGAAACUCUUAACUUGUGGUUCGAUUACUCCAACCAUGGAAGCCAGAAAAAAUCUAUUUCAUGAGGAUACAUGUGAAGUCAAGACCAGUGAUUCCUCCAGCAGAUCACAUAAUUCACUCAGUGAUUUGAACUCCUCCUAUUCACCCAUCAGUUGUCCAUGCCAUGAGGCAUCUCUAUCUAUUGAAAAUGAUAGUUUUUCACUACUAAACCAUAGGAGGAGAGCUAUAGAAAGAAAAUUAGAAUUUUCAGGUGCCCAAGAAUGUUGUGAUGCUGCACAAUUUGGUAUUGAUAAUGGUAGGUUUGUAAAAGCAGUCAUAUUACUGUGCAGUUCCAAGGGCCUCAGAGAAUCUGAAAAUGCUGUUCUAGAAAUUUCGACCAUUUGGGGCAGUUUGGAAAGCAAAAGGGAAGCAAAGACUUUUCUCUUGAGGAAAGAUGUUAUCAACCAAUUAUUAUGUAUAGUGUCAGAUUCCAAAAUGGAUAUAGCUGUUAGGGAUUCAAUCUCUAUUUUGUCGGUGCUGAUAAAGGAGGAUUGGUCAAUUAUGGAACCCAUAAAGAAGGAUAAGAAAUUGUACGCCAUUGCCUGUGCACUCAAAAGAAAGAUAUUUGAAGCUUCUGUUCUUAUUUAUUUGUUGAAACCAUCACCAUCAGAGAUGAGAUCAUUGGAGCUUUUACCGGCACUCGUAGAGGUUAUUUCCUGUUCAAAUCAUUAUAUUGGUGGCCCCAUUUUGCUUCCCCUUAGGCCUUCUUCUGCAUCAAUGAUGAUGAUACGAGCACUAGUUACUGCAUUUGAUGCUUUGACAAAUAACAAGCAUCUAUCAGAAAUUCUAUCUCUUCGGAUAAUUCCUGGGUUAAUAAAUAUCAAUAAUAUUGAAGGUUUCGAAGAAAGGGUUUCUUCUGCAGCUAUUCUGGUGAAGUGUAUGAAAUUGGAUGGAACAUGCAGAAAUUUUCUCUCUCAAGUUAUUUCCAUCGCUCCAUAUGUCUACCUUCUUCAAAGUAAUGAUGAGCAUGCAAAAUCAGUUGCUCUCGAAUUCUUUUCUGAAAUACUCUGUUUGCCAAGGCCAUCUGCUAUCACUCUACUUCGUCAAAUACGAAAUGAGGGAAGCAUCAGCAUUAUGCAUACAUUGAUGGCCUGCAUCCCACAAGUCCGAUGUGAGCAUCGACCCCUGGCAGCUAUUCUCUUGCUUCAACUGGACAUGCUGGAUGAUUUGGGAGCCAACAGUGUAUUUAGAGAGGCAGCCAUAGAAGUACUGUUAGAAUCAGUUACAUGUGAAGGAAGUGUCAUGCAGAUAAUGUCCGCUUCGUCUCUUGCAAAUCUUGGUGGGAAUUUUACCUGGACAGGUGAACCAUCUAUUGUUGCACGGUUAGUGAAGAGAGCUGGUUUAAUAUCCCUAGAUCAUUGGCAUGUGAUGAGGGACUUGGGUCCUACGGAUCAAAGCCUGCAGGAAUAUGCGGACAUGGAAAGCUGGUAUAGCAAGAUAGCACGAAGCAUAAUUUUGACUGGAAAUUCUGCCUUUUAUGCUCUGAGGAAGGGACUCCAGAGCAAUAUACACCAGGUUUCAAGGGAUUGUCUCAUAGCCAUUGCAUGGAUUGGGUGUGAAUUCGCUGCAAUGGGAAGAGAUUCAAUUGGGUAUUCUGCUUGUGAGAUUUUAUUGCCCGGGGUAAUAGCCUUUCUGCAUCCUGGGUCAGAGCUGGAAGAGCGACUGCUAGCAUGUAUGAGUGUGUACAAUUAUGCUUUGGUUGAAGGCUUGCAAAAGCUUAUAAAAUACUCAGAAGAACUUGGAGAGUCACUCAGACGUCUUUCAAGUAUCACUUGGAUUGCAGAGGAACUAUAUGAAGUGAUUGAUUAUUCGGUUCCUAGUAAAUUGCCAUCGCCUUUAUCUUGUGCCCACAAACAAUUACUGGAGGCUGGCAGCAAUGGCAAUGGGGCUGCACAUGCUCUUCUAUACUACAAAGGACAGCUUUGUAGUGGACAUUCAGAUGGGUCAAUCAAGGUAUGGGAAAUCAAGCAGAAAAAAUCCAAGCUUGUACAAGUUAUUCGAGAGCACAAAAAAGCUGUGACAUGCUUUGCACUAUACAAACCAGGUGAUAGCCUUUUAAGCGGGUCCACAGAUAAAACUGUCAGGAUUUGGCAGAUGGUACACAGGAAUUUGGAAUGUAUAGCGGUAGUUGAAUUGAAGGAAUCUGUCCGAAAAGUUGAUGCAUUUGGCAAGGAGAUUUUUGUCAUAACUCAUGCCUCUGGGAUUAAGGUCUGUGAUGCUUCAGGAGUUAUUAAAGUCUUAAAUAAGAAGAGACGUGUGCAAAGCAUUAGUGUGGCCAAGGGGAAAUUAUAUAUUGGAUUCAGGGAUUCAAGCAUACAGGAGGUAGAUUUGUCAACCAAUUGCAGCCGGGAGAUUAAUGGAGGUGUAAAGAGUUGGAUAAAAAGUAAACCUGUGAACUCCAUUGCUAUUUUCAAAGACUGGAUUUAUAGUGCUGGUGCUACUGUGAAAGGUUCAAAUGUCAAGGUGUGGAGAAGGAAAGAUGGGUCCACUGUCUUGCGUGCCCUAGCUAGUGGUUCGAGUGUUUAUUUGAUGGCAGUAGUAGAGGAUUUCAUUUACUUGACUUGCAGUUCAGCAUCAAGCAUUCUUCAGAUAUGGCUAAGGGAGAAGUGUUGGAGCAUUGGGAGGAUCUCAGCUGGAUGCAAAAUUGCAAGCCUCUUGGCUGCAAAUGAUGUGAUUUUUUGUGGCCUGGAAAAUGGUUUAAUCAAGGGAUGGAUCCCUGUGUAGGAGCUAAAGCCGGUUCAUGCCUUGAGGUUCUGAUAUUAUUACACCUGCCUUAAUCCGGAAAAGGAGAAAAAAGUUUUGAAUUUUGAUUUGAUUCAUGAAUUCUGGUGUAAAUUUACUGCUUCCUGUACCAUAUAGAUCUUGAUCAUUGUACAUAAAACUAAGUACCAUUAGAAUGUUGUGAAAAUGUCUUUUUUCUAAUUUUCUUAUAAUGUUUUUACCGUGUAAAAUUCU